AGGCGAAUUGUGAGCCGAUGCGCAGGCGCAGUGGCCCGGCGAGGGACAGUGUGUUUUCAAAAUGGCGGCAGCGAUGGAUGUGGAUACCCCCAGCGGCACCAACAGCGGCGCGGGCAAGAAGCGCUUUGAAGUGAAAAAGUGGAAUGCGGUAGCCCUCUGGGCCUGGGAUAUUGUAGUUGAUAACUGUGCCAUCUGCAGGAACCACAUUAUGGAUCUUUGCAUUGAAUGUCAGGCCAACCAGGCGUCUGCUACUUCUGAAGAGUGUACUGUUGCGUGGGGAGUCUGUAAUCAUGCUUUUCAUUUCCACUGCAUCUCUCGAUGGCUCAAAACGAGGCAGGUGUGUCCACUGGACAACAGAGAGUGGGAAUUCCAAAAGUAUGGGCACUAGAAAAGAUGCUCCCUAAAGCUUACCCAUGUGUUACUCGUGUAGCAACUCACCUUCCUGUUAAUUAUAAAUUAGAUAGAACCAUGGUUUUUUCUUCUUUUGUCUUCGGUGUUUGCUGUCCCCACGGCCAUAUUGUAUUUUGUGUCAAAUAAAGUCGUUAAGUUCAAGAA
Myodes glareolus (Bank vole) is the source of this 555-nucleotide messenger RNA. The record is from RefSeq and is a predicted model, not a curated record. NCBI's taxonomy places the organism in Eukaryota, Metazoa, Chordata, Mammalia, Rodentia, Cricetidae.